Molecule: messenger RNA, 2424 nt
Organism: Marmota flaviventris (yellow-bellied marmot)
Lineage: Eukaryota; Metazoa; Chordata; Mammalia; Rodentia; Sciuridae
Gene: Arfgap1
Product: ARF GTPase activating protein 1
Biological process (GO): regulation of endocytosis; regulation of ARF protein signal transduction
Cellular component (GO): Golgi membrane
Molecular function (GO): GTPase activator activity
Source: RefSeq, a predicted model, not a curated record
ACCAGCGCGGCUGUGCGGCACCGCGGCCGGGCGCGACCCCGCCGGACCCCGGCCCGAUCCGGGUCCUGCCCGCCUCACCAGCAUCAUGGCCAGCCCAAGAACCAGGAAAGUUCUUAAAGAAGUCAGGGCACAAGAUGAGAACAACGUUUGUUUUGAGUGCGGCGCAUUCAACCCUCAGUGGGUCAGCGUGACCUAUGGCAUCUGGAUCUGCCUGGAGUGCUCGGGGAGACACCGUGGGCUUGGGGUGCACCUCAGCUUUGUGCGCUCUGUUACUAUGGACAAGUGGAAGGACAUCGAGCUGGAGAAGAUGAAGGCUGGUGGGAAUGCCAAGUUCCGGGAGUUCCUGGAGUCACAGGAGGAUUAUGACCCCUGCUGGUCCCUGCAGGACAAGUACAGCAGCAGAGCUGCUGCGCUCUUCAGGGAUCAGGUGGCCACGCUGGCUGAAGGCAGAGAGUGGUCUCUGGAGUCAUCACCUGCCCAGAACUGGACCCCGCCUCAGCCCAAGAUGCUAUCAUCCACUGCCCACCGACCCUCUGGUCAGCCACAGAACGUGGCAGCCUCUGCAGAUAAGGCUUUUGAAGAUUGGCUGAAUGAUGACCUCAGCUCCUGUCCAGGGGCUCGGGAGAACCGCUACGUGGGGUUCGGGAACACAGUGCCGCCUCAGAAGAAGGAAGAUGAUUUCCUCAACCAUGCUAUGUCAUCCUUGUACUCGGGCUGGAGCAGUUUUACCACGGGAGCCAGCAGGUUUGCUUCUGCGGCUAAAGAGGGUGCUACAAAAUUUGGAUCCCAAGCAAGUCAAAAGGCUUCGGAGCUAGGCCACAGCCUGAACGAGAACGUCCUCAAGCCUGCGCAGGAGAAGGUCCAGGGAGUUGGCAGUAAGGGGUGGCGAGACGUCACCACCCUCUUUUCUGGGAAGGCAGAAGACCCCUCUGACAGACCCCUGGAGGGCCACAGCUACCAAAACAGCCGUGGGGACACCUUCGCAAGUGGCACCAUAGACCAGAGCUUCUGGGAGACCUUUGGGACCACCGAGCCCCCCAAGGCCAAAUCCCCAAGCAGCGACAGCUGGACCUGCGCAGAUGCCUCCACAGGGCGGAGGAGCUCGGACAGCUGGGAUGUGUGGGGCUCGGGCUCCGCUUCGAACAAGAACAGCAACAGCGACGGAUGGGAGAGCUGGGAGGGUGCUGGUGGUGAGGGCAGGGCCAAGGCCACCAAGAGGGCAGUGCCGUCUGUGGCAGCAGACGAUGGCUGGGACAACCAGAACUGGUAGGGCCCUCAGCCCAGUUCCCAGCCCCACCAGGGCGCCUGCUGUGUUUGCACUUUGCCCUCAUCCUAGUUCCUCCUUCCUCUUGACCCAAGAAACAGCAGCCACAGCACAAAGGUAGUGUCUCAGGCCAGACUUGUUGGUGCUACAGGGGGGUGUACGUGUGGGAUUGCGCUGUCCAAGGCCAUGUGCCUGCUGUGCACGUGCCCACUGUGCACGCGCCCCUUGGGACUCCAGGACGGGGCAGCUUCUCAGGCUCAUCAGACCUGGGGACCAGGUGUCUUUGAGAGCCAGGCUCACUGCUUCUGCUGGGGGCAGGCCCCAGGGCCACAGCCUUGCCCAGCACCCUCAGGCUGUCCAGUCUGUGUGGAAGUGCUCUUUACCUUUAAAGAAUUGAGCUGGUUCUUUUUUUUUUUUUUUUUCCCUUGAAGAAAAUGCCUGGAGUUUCAGAGAUGGACAUGCCGAAGGCAGUACUGGAGCUUGUACUACGGCCCAGCCCCUGGCCUGGUCCACAUCUCCUGUGGCCUUUGCUCUGAAGCUCAUUGUUGGGAUCUCUGGCCAUCCCGUCAGCCCUUUCCAGCCCCUGAUUUGCCAGAAAAGCCCUCCACAGAGGCUCAGUGGGCUCUGGCCUCAGCCCUUGAACGUUCCCAUCAUGGAAUACCCUGGACGCCUCAGAAAUGAGCAGAGUAGGCUGGGGUAGCAGGCUCUGCAGGUUGGUCCCUGCCGAUCCUGCUGUGAGGAUCCUGCUGGGGGCUGGCAAGAGGGCAGGUGGGGCUCCAGGGCCUCCCUGGAGACCCUGCUCCCAGGAACAACGCUGGCCAAUGUUUUGUUGUUUGCUGUGUCCACCAUGGUCAGCUCCUCCCUGUCCCAGGCACCUGGAGGAUCACUGCACUGGUGGCUGCACCCAUGGCUCUCCCUCCUGUGUGCCCCGCCUUGCACAGUGGUACUGAGGUCUCACUGAACGCACUGGAGCCCACCCAGGCCCUGAGCCUGUUGGACUGUGAAGCAAGUGCAUCGCAAGCUCGGGGACUGGAGGCACUAGUGCCCUGCAGACGAGACCCACCGUGGGUUGCUGCCGCGUGCCUGCUGGGAGGGCCACUGGGCCUCUCCUCGCACCCCCCCACCCCUACUGACCCUCAGUUUUACCAGCAGCGCAUGCA